AAAAACAAAGGAGUUGGUUACCAUAUGAGACACAUUGUGUCUUUGGAUUGCAUAGAGGGACACAUCUUGCUUUGUAGACACAAUAUCUUUGUCGAAGAAGAAUAAUGGACAUUGUUGCCCCUGAUUAAGGGAGACCGAACUUUCUGUCUGGUUAUGGAACCGGUUUGCAAGCUGUAAGACCGGGUUGCUAGCUGUCUGUCUUAUCCAUUACCAAAAGCGGGGAAGAAAUUCUCACCGUAGGAUAAAAGAAAAAGCAAGUUUGAUCCUACGGUUAGAUUUGAAAGUAGGUUUUGCCAAGGACGUGGAUAAAAUGCGUGUUUGUCGUUGGGGAGCAAGAAAGAGCGACGUUCUUCUGGGGAUUUGCAAUAGAGAGAACGUAGGUUAAUAUUUUUUUUUUGUCUAUGAUUGUUGAUGAAUGUUUUGUAAAAUUGGAUCUUGUAUUCAAUCAAAUGUGUUCUUGCGCAUGGUGCAUGUGCUAUGGAAGACCAGUGCAUGGUGAUGUGUGGCGACUGGGUUUGUGGGGAUGGAUGUAAGUGGGAAUUUGUGGUCGACAAAAGGCAGAUGGCACGGCUUGUACCGAUUUCCGAGUCUAUUGCACUGAAAGAACUUCAAGAGAGUGUUUUGCGGGAGUUCGGUAAGGAGGAGAAGCUUUGGGAACCUAUUCUUAGUUACUGGACGCCAACAAGCUUCGAGUUAGCGACGGGGAUUCGAACGCCUCCUGUGCAGCUUACAAGUGAUGGAGCUAUCAAGUACUUUGUUCAGCACGUGAAGGUGAAGGGGGCUAUGAAUCUGUUUGUUAGGUUCGAGAGGAACGUGACGUUUUCUGAGAAGGACAAUGUUGACGACUCGGGGAUGGGUUUUGUAACUCCGGUUGCAUUUGGACCAAAGAGUUCUUCAAAGUUAGGCUCUGGAACUUCGAACGGAGGAUAUGUAUCGACGGGUGCUUCUAAAUCUAACAUUGUUGACUUGCAAGAUGUAGAGUUUCUGAGUGAAGUGGAGAGAGUUGAGGAGGUAAUUAAAGGCGGUAGCGAGGGUGGAAAAGGAGAAGCUUUAAGCAAGAGUAGUGUUGGGGAGGAAGAAACUGUGGUGGAAGAAGUGGACGAGCUUGACGUGAGACCUCGAGGUUAUGACGAAGAUUUCUGGAGCCCACUACUGAAAACUGACUACAAAGGUUCGAAUGCUGUUAAUGUCAUCUACAAUGAGGAGGAGAUUGUUGCUGGUUUGACAAAGAGUAGUGGUCCACGGCGUUACACUUGCACCACCAAUGACGCGUUUGACCAUGUUGUUGAAGUCGGUGGUAGUAGCAGUGGUGUAAAUUUGCCAAAAGAUGAGGACUUUGGCAAACAGAACCCAUGGCUGCAUGGCGUGGAUGAGGGUGUUGGUGUGGACAGGCAGAGGAGGUCGUCCACAAGGAAGCUAGAUCAAGUUGAUGAUGAAGAGUUUGAUAUCCCUCCUCUGUUUGAUGAUACUAGCUAUGCCGCAGCAGAGAUUCCGGACAUGGAUUUAGAUGAGAGAGAUGGAAGGAUACAUGUUGGGAAGGUUUUUGGUAACAAAGAAGAUUGUCAGAUAUCGUUGGCGAUAUAUGCAAUCAAAAACCAAUUCCAUUUCAAACAAACGAGAACAAAGGUUGAUUCUUUUGUUGUGGAAUGUCCAGAUGAACACUGUGACUGGAGAGUUACAGCUCAUGAGAUCAGGGGGUGUGGUUAUUAUGAGAUAAGGAAAGCUCAACUUGAUCAUAGUUGUCCCAUCGAGUCAAGGCAGGGGUAUAAGAGCAAAGCUACUUCGCGGGUUAUUGCGGCAGUUUACAAAGCUAAGUUUGGGGAACCUGGUAAAGGACCAGUGCCUGCGGAAUUACAGAGGCUAGUGCUCGAGGAUCUUCGAGUGACUGCAUCGUACAUGAAGUGCUAUAGGGCGAAAGAGAAAGCUAUCAUGGACAUUCGUGGAUCAGAAGAAGACUCCUACUUGAAGCUGCCAGAGUAUUUGCACAUGUUAAAACUUGCAAAUCCUGGCACGGUUGCUGAUCUGGAGACUGAGGUGGAUGAGGAUGGAGAUGAGCGAUUUCUUUAUAUGUUCCUUGCGUUUGGGGCGUCCAUAGAUGGGUUUAAAAAGCUGCGUCGUGUCCUGGUGAUAGAUGGUACACACUUAGGAGGGAAGUACAAGGGGGUGCUGUUGACUGCAAGUGGACAAGAUGCAAACUUUCAGAUCUUUCCUCUUGCUUAUGCUAUUGUGGACAGUGAAAAUACAGAAGCGUGGACAUGGUUUCUACAAAAGGUUGAGCGUAUAUUGGCUGAUUCCCCAAGUCUUGCCAUUAUAUCUGAUCGUGCAACAUCAAUUUCUAAUGCUGUGAAACGUGUCUAUCCAUCUGCUCAACAUGGGGCGUGCAUUGUCCACUUAGCAAGGAACGUUAACUCCCGCUACUCGAGCAAGAACUUGGCGAAGAUGGUGACUGCUGCUGCAACUGCAUACAGACAACGGGACUACAGGGAGCUGUACGCUAAGGUCAGAGCAACUAACAGUGCAUGCGGAGUUUAUUUGGGGAAUAUCGGUGUGGCUCAUUGGUCGCGGUCGAACUUUGCGGGUGAGCGCUAUAAUAUCAUGACUAGCAAUAUAGCUGAGCAGCUUAACAACGCUUUGAGGGAAGGGAGGACGUCACCAAUAAUGGAGUUGGUGAUAUUCAUUCAAAGGAUGAUGACAAGGUGGUUCUGUGCUAGGAGAAAGAAAGCAGAGAAGCAUAGGGGGGUUGUUAGCGUGGAAGUUGAUAAAGAGAUGACCUCUAAUAUGGCAACAAUGAAGGGUAGUAAAGUGAACUCUGUCUCUAAUUGGACUUGUGAAAUUGUGGGAAAAUUUGGAGGAAAGGAGCGUGUGAUGCUUGCUGAGAAGCAAUGUAGCUGCAAGUAUUUUGAUAAAAUAAAAAUACCUUGUGGCCAUGCUAUGAUAGCUGCUGACAGUUUGGGAGUGACUUAUGAAACAUUGGUGGGUCACUGGUACAAGACUUCGACUUGGAGGGAGACAUAUGGUGGGAUAAUUAAUCCAGAGGGAGAUCCUAGGGAUGUUGAUGUUCCGGAACACGUUAAGAAUAUGGUGUUAAUGCCGCCCUUGACGACGAGGCCAGCUGGGCGUCGUAUGAAGAACAGGAUUCCUUCAACUGGUGAAUUUCCGGUAAGUACAUGCAUAGUUCUUUAGAUCAUUGAAUGUGCGGGAUUGUAGGAUCUUGUAGUACUUGAAUGUUUUUGAUUUGUGUUUCAGGUUGCGAAGAAGACAAAGCUGGUUCCAAAUAAGUGUGGGAGGUGUCAUUGUGAAGGGCACAAUAGGACCCGUUGCACAAACCCAAUAUAGAGAUUGAGGCAGUGGGAGGGAGUUUUUGUUCGAAGUCAUUACUUGGCUAGCACAUUAUCGUAUGAAUAAGUUUUUGAAUAAGAAACGAACUUGAUCAUGUAAUGUUAUGAGUGGUUUUGUGACAUUUGAGUUGGAGAAGUAUUAUGGUUUGAGUUGUUUAGUGGUAAAGACUAUUACUUUGCUAUUGUAUUUGAGAGGAUAAUUGUGUUUGCAUUGAUUAAGGUUUAUUUGGUAUUCCUGGUAGGGUUAUGUAGCUCUUUUGCAAGCUGAUUUACUAUAAGAGUAAUUGUGACUCCGUACAUGCAAUUGUUUGUCUUAAGUAUUAGAUGUGGAUAAUGGAUAGUACUUGUGUUCGAUAUAUAUAGUGUACAUGCACGGAGGUGUGAACGUAAUUGCAAGCUGAUUAGCUUAAGGUGUGAUAAAGUAGUAGAUGUGGACAAUAGGGCUAGGACUUGUGUUCGAUGUAUAACGUGUACAUGAAUGGAGGUGUGGACGUAAGGUGUGAUUAAGUAGUAGAUGUGGACAAUGGCUAGGACUUGUGUUCGAUGUAUAACGUGUACAUGAAUGGAGGUGUGGACGUGAAAUCGAUUGGUAAUUGUACAAAGAUGUAGGCUAAGGCAAAAUGGAAAGGAGAGCAGUUGUAGGAAAGUCAUAAACAUAAUAUGUUACAUAACGAUUGUCUAGAAGCAAAACACCAAGAAACAGAAAAAGUUGCAUAGACCAAGACACAUAAGUUGCAUAAACCAUAAGUUUUAGUUUCAGACAACACUAAUAGAGACAUGACGAAAUGGAAUUUUGAUCAAGGAAAAGUAGGAACGUAGUAAGCAGGUAGGACGAUGGUUUUGUAGACAUCCAUGGCAUACUGUUUGCGUAGAUCAUCAACGGUCCCGUCAGUAAUUCUUGACAUGUGGGGGAGAGGAUCACCGUGAGAGUGUAGCUCCAUAAACUUGAUGCUGACUGGACCACAAUCACCCGACCGCUCAUUUAUGUAGCUUCCGGUGAUCCUUUCCCAAUGAAAAGGCUUCAGUCCACGGAACUGAGUCUGCUGUGGUUUAGCAACCUUCUUGACGAGGUAGGGCAGUGAAGUGAGGAUGGGGUCCAUGAGCUUCUGCACUUUGUUAUCUCCAUACAACGUUGGGAGUGGGUCUAGGAUCUCAACAUAUCCCAUGUCGAGGUUUAUAGCUAGUCCCACCCAGUGACGAUCCUCCCAGAUCAUAGGAGUGUAUAUCGUAAACACAUCUUCCAUCCAUUUCUUCCCUGGCUGAAGCACCAACUCAGUCAGACGGGUGUCCCAUUUGAAUCGGUCUUUCCUUGCCAAUUUCUUGAACCCCUUGAAGACCUCCUGAAUCCCGGAUGCUAGAUACGGUGUUGUGAAAGCAAGCUUCUCUCGAUCAAGGAGCUCUCUGUGCCUUCCAGCAAGCAUGUACAUCAAAAUUUCCAUAUGCUGGACCAUAACGUCACAUGUUAUUCAACAGAAUAUGAGAAAGAGCCAGAGUAAUCAUAAAGAGAAACAGAAAAAGCAAAGGAGCUUAGAAGGGGACUCGAACUUACAAAUGUGGUGACCCAUUUCUGCGGCUGAGCUAUUUCCAAUAUGAAUCUGUUGGAGAAGUCAAAUUGGGACGGAGUAAUGUGGAAUCUGUGAUAGUGUUAGAACAUGAAUUAAGAGUUGUUGAAAGAAUGAAAAUGUUAAAAAAGCAAAAAUGUUGCAUGCGAUGAAGGUUUGGAUCAAGGUACGUACGCUUGCGUAUUUGCUGUGAGAGUCGCGUGGAAGAGGUCCCACUGGUGCUGCGGAAGCGGAGCGAUGAGGGCUAGUGCUGGAAUUGAAGGGCAUUUGAAGAGUUCUUCUGCAAGGUUGCAUUCUUCAUCUGAUGGCUGAUGUCUUGGGGUUGGCUUUACAGGGCUGGAGUCGCUAAGUUCAACAACUUCUUCGUCAGAUAGGUUUUCCUGCACUCAAGAAAUGAAGGCAGUUACGGGAGUGGUGGGAAGAAAAGUAAGGAAAAAAAACAGUACCUGACUCUUUUCCACGUUUAAGGUUGGGAGGGAGGUUCGUUUUGAUGUAGCGGUAGCAACGAAUGCAUUGACAGAUGAGGCAUGUUCAGCAAAUCCGCUACUCUUAGUUGGAGACGUAUCGGGUGUGAUGGGGUUUAGUGGGGGUUUAGGAGUAGCUCGGUGGGUUGAUGUGUCGUAUCUAGGAUUAUUCAGUGAUGGGGGGCAGGACUGUUGGGCUCGAAGAUUUCAAAACCUUGGAAUCGAAGUUGGUGGUAAUGAUGGUCACUAGUAUCGUAGAUGGGUGUAGUGGGUUCGGCUUGGUUAUGGACGGGGGUGGUGUGGAUGGGGGUGGUGUGGAUGGGGGUGGUGUGGACGGGGGUGAUGUGGAUGAGGGAGGUGUGGACGGAGGAAGUGUGGACGGGAGAGGUGUGGAUGGGAGAGGUGUGGAUGGGAGAGGUGUGGACGGGGGAGGUGUCGACGGGGGAGUUGUGGACGGGGGAGAUGUGGACGGGGGAGUUGUGGACGGAGGAAUUGUGGACGGGGGAGUUGUGGACGGGGAAGUUGUGGAUUAUAGGGUUUGGUUCAAUGGGGGUGUGUUUGGGUAAGGUGUAAAAGGUGGUGGUGUGUACGGGUGUGGUUUGUUCAGGUUCUGUAGGGAGAUGUGUUGUGUGGACCGGAGUUGACUCGCUGGAAGGUUGGCCGUAGAGCUGAGCUGCAUAUUGGCUGACAACAGGGGAGGUGCAUUCCGGAUGAUCUUCCUCCAUAGGUGCCGGGGACUGCAACGACGUUGACAGACAUACAUAAAAGUCAAUAAAUUGCAACAGAAACGCGAGAAGAUUA
Molecule: messenger RNA, 6165 nt
Organism: Brassica rapa (field mustard)
Lineage: Eukaryota; Viridiplantae; Streptophyta; Magnoliopsida; Brassicales; Brassicaceae
Molecular function (GO): zinc ion binding
Source: RefSeq, a predicted model, not a curated record